Molecule: messenger RNA, 3284 nt
Organism: Nymphalis io (European peacock)
Lineage: Eukaryota; Metazoa; Arthropoda; Insecta; Lepidoptera; Nymphalidae
Exons: 10
Coding region: 36-3023 (995 amino acids)
Molecular function (GO): protein binding
Source: RefSeq, a predicted model, not a curated record
AUUUCAAAAUAUCCUAAUUCCUGCUAGCUACAAAAAUGGUUUUGUCACAAAUUUCUAUUAUUUUGUCGUUGUUACCGUUUUUUGUACAUCUCAGUUUUAUAAAUGAAGAAACUGAUUUGAUAAAGAAACAAAAAAUUCAUAAUAUAACUGAUAAAAUUGAUAAAAUAGCCCGUGACAUACAAACUCAUUCGUCUAUAAAUGAUAAAUAUCAACUUCUGAGCAAUAUUGAAAAAAAGUUACAAAAAGCUGCACAACAUUUAGGUCGCAAAGGUAAGAAUCAUGUCGAGUUAAUUAUGCAAGGAAUUAAAUUAAAAGCCUUUAACAAUUCAAGAGAAACUACAAAGAUUAGUUAUGGAGAGAAAUUAGAAGACGAAAAAAUCCCAAGCUUAGAUAAAAAUCAGCUUGUAAACACAAAUAAUAUGGAUAUUUUAGCGACAAAAAUUAAUUUACUUAUUGAGAAUGAGUUAGAAGGGCUACAAACGGCACAUAAUAAACAUACGCUUUUGGAGAACAUCAAAGAAAGAGUGCUUGAAUCUGUUAAUGAAAAACAGAGAGAAAUUUAUAAAAGUGAUAACGAAUAUAGAAUUGAUUCAAAUAAUACAAGGCGCGUCGUUCUAAUAGGUAGCAAUCAUGAUGAUGUUCAAAGUUAUUCCGAUGACAACCGAGAAGGAAUUGUUCAUGGGAUUCAUGAAGAUUUACGAAUAUUCAGUAAUAAGACUUUCAAAGAUAUGACAACUUCACCCAUGUGUCAGGAAAUAUCUGACCGUAUUUGCUCACAAAUAAAAAGUAUGAAUUCCUUGAAAUGUCUUUACGAUGAUAUUAUAGUGCCACUUGAUAAGUUAUGCAAUGGUAUCAUUGACUGCCCAGAUAAAUCUGAUGAAAAAUAUUGUGGCUCACAAGCUAUGGAAAGAAUGCAAUACUCUAAUUGGGUAAUAACGAAUAUCAAGUCCGAACUCGAAAGCAAUAAUUGUUUUAAUCUGAACAAUAGUAAAACAAUUACGUCAAAAAGAAAUCAAAUAAUGCAAAAUGUGCUGCAAAUGCAAGAAGAUUUUAAAGAAAAGUAUCAAAAUUCCUUUCAUAGUAACAAUUUGAUCCUGAAAAAGGAUCCUAAUGAAGAAAACGUGAAAGUUAAAUCGAAUGAAAUUGCUGCAACUAUAAGAUCUUUUGCACGAGCAUUGGAAAGUGUAUUGUGUUCGUACAUAUCUAAUGAAUUUCAAACACGGAGGAGAGCUGAUAUCUUGGAUAUAGACCGAAAUAUGCUCAAAGGAACUUCUUGGCUGCCAGAGAAAUGUAAAUGUGACACAGAAAAGUGUACUAAUUGUACAAAUGUCUGCAAACGUAUUUGUUCGCAGCAGAAUAGUCUCACAUUAUGGAAUUGUGAGUCAAUACACGGCACUGAUACAGUAUCCUUAAAUUCGCUAUGUGACGGCAAAUUAGAUUGCUUGGAUGAAAGCGAUGAGAACGAUUGCUUGAAAGGUAACGGUUACGAGAAAUUCGAGGCACACGAUAUAUAUAGUAACAUUCUCAAAAUGAUAAAAUUAAAAGCUUCAAAAGAAAAGUUCCCAACACAAACGAAGUUAUUAAAUCUUUGGAAUUUAAUCUCCAAGUUACAGCAGCUCACUACGAAGUACAUACCUGAUACUAUGGCGAUAAAACAACUUAGAAAUAAAUGCUACUCCUUAUUAAAGACAAUAUAUUCGGAUAAACUACUUGAAUCGUACGCUGCUAAUGAGUCGGAAGAGACUUAUUUAUUUUUAAUGUCUGUUAACGAAAAAUUAGGAGCUGCUUUAAAACACUCUCAUACAGGAAAUAGUAAAAUUAUAGCCGAUGGAUGCUAUUGUAGAAAUGGACUAUGUGCCACAAAGAUUUGUUCCAAAAUAUGUCUUAAAGCGUGCGCAGUUGAACCUAAAUUAACGCGAUACCAUUGUGACGAAGGUUCCACUGCAACAACAUCUAUAGACGAGAUUUGUAAUAAUAAGACAGAUUGUCCUAAUGGUUUUGAUGAAUUUAACUGCAGAAAAGAUGAGAUUUGUCGUCGUCAUCAUCUAAUACUCCUACGUCAUAAUUUACAAGAUAUUGGUGAGAACCUUAAAGGAACCUCCUUAGGAGAGCUGCUUAUUUCUUGGAAAACGAAGGUAAUAUCAACAUUAAAAAUUGCUGAAAAAAAUAGAAGACCAAGACCAAGAGUUUUAAAGAAGAUUGUGAAAGAUAUUCUUAGAGAUUUACUCGUGACCUACGGCACUGUUGAGGAUUAUCGAAGAAGCAACAUAGAAUACGCUUUGCCGGAGUUCUUGCUAAUUGCUCAAAUUAUAAUGGAAACAUUGAAAUUUUGUGAUAAAUAUUACGGUUUUGGUGGAAGACCACCACACGGCUAUCCCCAUGGGCCACCGGGAUCCGGUGACCAUCCGCAUCCAUAUCCCUACGGACCCGGAGUUGUUUUCUAUCCAGUUCAUCCCGCAUAUUUCUAUCCCCCCCACCACCACUUUCCCCCACCGGUACCACCUCCAGAGGCAGUCCAAGUAGUCGAUUCUAAUCCAGAAGAUGAUGUACCACAAUUACCCGGAGAGACAGUCGAGUUGCCAUGGAGUACAUAUCGUUGGGUUCCCGCAUGCUUAAGCCAAAGGAGUAUCCCAAUGGGAGCUCUUCGUGUUGGCACGGACGUUGACGGAGAUGAAAUUUACGCAGGCAGAGCUCACCACGAAGGAGAUAUUCUCCCAGCCAAGGUCAUUCCUUCCAAGAAUGCCUGCUACAUCGCAUACAAUGGUGAAGAGUUACCGAAGGAUCAGUUUGAGGUGCUGGUCCCCGCCAUGUUCUCGUGGCAGUUCUCCACCGACGGCAACGUCCCCCCAGGCGCAGUCGAAGCCGGCGUGACUGCUGACGGAGAGAAACUUUUCUUCGGAAGGGUCACGCACGAUGGCUGCACUACUCCGGGAAAGAUCCACCCAAGUCAUGCCACUUGCUACUAUCCCUUCGAUGGUGAAGAGAGAAGCUCAUCGGAGUACGAAUGCCUCGUCCUUAUGUAAAUCAUUGGAGCCAGAUUAAUAGUCUAAUAGCAACAUCAAGGACAUUAUAAAAUACAUAUAUUUAAGUACUAUAAAUCAUAAUGAGUAUUAAACGUAACAUAAUAUCUUAGUUCCCAAGGUUGGUGGCGCGUUGGCGAUGUAAGCAAUUGUUAAAAUUUCUUACAAUGCCCACUUACCAUCAGGUGGCCCAUAUACUCGUCCUACCUAUACUAUAAAGAAAAAAAAAACAUUAAACUUAAUUUUUAAGCAUUUAUUUGAUUU